UCCAACGGAGAAGGGCGGCAGGGAGGAGAGGACGCAGGCGCCGCCCCGGGGCGCCGCGCCCACUCCAGCGAAGCGCAAGGAGAGGGACAGGACCGGGAGUGCCAGAAGGUCUGAGGAGCGGACGCCGAAGGCCGGAAGUCCCGACCCAAAGAAGGGCAGGCGCGAGCAGAAGGGAGGAGGUGAGGAAGGGGGCGGCAGUAAAGGAGUGGCGAGGAUGGACGGGCGUGGCAGGGCAUCGGGGUUGAUUCCAGACGACUCACACCACGACGUGACAGAGCACAACGGGAUGAAGAUACCUAAGAGCAUCACGAAAACAAAAUGGUCCGAUAAAAGGGGCACCGCCCUGACCGAUCCGUUUGGCGUGAAGAUUGUCGAUUACCUCUACAAAAAGGAAAAUGACUAUGCAAUGAGGUUGGUUUCCAAUGGGAAGUUCAUCAUACUAGAAGCUUGCCGGAACUCGUUCGAGCACGCCCUGAUCCACUCCGUGCUUUUCGAGAUUCGGGAUCGCUCGGCCCCCAUCCAACUAAACUUAGAGGCGCUCUUUACCAAGAUUGCGAAGGAGAAGGGCUUGAAGACAGAUGAAAAGGAGUAUAAGAGAGAGGUGGCUAAUGACCUGGCUAAGGGAAUCGUCAAAAUGUUGUGGGAGAGGCAGGGGUUCGGAGAGGGCCCAGUAGACGGCGAGUUGAAAAAGAUGCAG
This is a messenger RNA of Prorocentrum cordatum, 697 nucleotides long. The record is from the annotation of a GenBank genome assembly. NCBI's taxonomy places the organism in Eukaryota, Dinophyceae, Prorocentrales, Prorocentraceae.